UGUCAACAUAACCUCACUUUUCUGACAUGUCAUCAGCUGAUUGCAGUUUACGCACAAUUGUUAUUGCAAUGCUUACAAUGCAAUUUUUUUAAUUUAAAUUUUUUACUUUUCGAGUGUAAAAUAAAGAAAAAGAGAAGUGAAAUUUGUGGAUAAAUGUAGUUGUAGAAAAAAAUCCAGUUCUUAAUAUUUUAAUCGUUUUGAUAAGAUAAGAGGAGGGAAAUAAGGGGAAGAAGAGUGAGGAAUUGGAGAUAAAUAUUCGCAUAUAUAAUUGUAUAAAAAUUGGUGGUAAACAUGAAGAUAAACGAGAAGAAUAUGAUGGCGUUUGCAACGUCGGCAACACCCGUUGAUCGCGAGGGUUGGCUCAAUAAACGUGGGGAAGUGAAUCGCGGUUAUCAGCGAAGAUGGUUCGUUCUCAAGGGGAAUAUUUUAUUCUAUUUCGAUCGACGCGGUGACAAGGAGCCCGUGGGAAUGAUCGUCCUCGAGGGCUGCACCAUUGAACUCGCCGAGGACGAGGAGCAAUUUGGUUUCAAAAUUGUUUUUCACGGUCCAAAUAAUCGGAGUUACGCUCUCGGCGCAGAGUCGCAGGAAUCGAUGGAACAGUGGAUGAAAGCGUUAGCGUGCGCCAGUUACGAUUACAUGAAGUUAAUGGUCGCCGAAUUGCAACGGCAAUUGGACGCUGCCGAAGAAGAGACGACGGCAAUAACGCCGCAGCAGGAGUCGCCAAAAGCACCGCCUCGACAAAGGCACAAUCCAUUCAAUCGCCCCGAGUCGCAUCAUCGUUCGCAAAGCGUCAGAUCGGCACCCGGACGAACUGAAAAUGUUCCCCGAACGCGAGUCUCCUUCAAGGAAUUACACAAUUUAUACGGACGCAAAAUUCUCGUCGAUCUCAAUGAAUGGAGACACGCGAAACGAAGUGCCGAAGCGCCACUUAUUUAUCUCUAAAGAAAAAUGGGGGAAAAAGUGCAAAAAAAGGAAAAAAGAAA
Molecule: messenger RNA, 983 nt
Organism: Leptopilina heterotoma
Lineage: Eukaryota; Metazoa; Arthropoda; Insecta; Hymenoptera; Figitidae
Product: sesquipedalian-1-like
Exons: 2
Coding region: 292-942 (216 amino acids)
Biological process (GO): endosome organization; receptor recycling; retrograde transport, endosome to Golgi
Cellular component (GO): trans-Golgi network; early endosome; recycling endosome
Source: RefSeq, a predicted model, not a curated record